Messenger RNA from Daphnia pulex (common water flea), 858 nucleotides. Its product is annotated as histone H3-like centromeric protein cnp1. Lineage: Eukaryota; Metazoa; Arthropoda; Branchiopoda; Diplostraca; Daphniidae. Gene Ontology annotation, cellular component: nucleosome. The record is from RefSeq and is a predicted model, not a curated record. Gene Ontology annotation, molecular function: DNA binding; structural constituent of chromatin; protein heterodimerization activity. The transcript has 5 exons. Bases 123 to 701 code for a protein of 192 amino acids.
AUUUCAAAAUGCUUAUGCUUGAAAGUCUGCUGGUUUUUUCGUGCUUAAAUCGAUUGUGUUAUCAAUUUAUGUUCCCUUUGCUUUGUUUUAUAUUAAUUGUUAAAAUCUCUCUUUAACUGAAAAUGAGGCAGAAACAACAAACUGCAAAAGUCAAAGGAACAAAGGCGAGUUCUGGAGUCGUAAGAUUAGGAACGAAGGACCAUUCAGCACAAUUCACUGGAUCGCCUAACCUUAAGACCCCAAAGAAAAUAUUGGGAGGCAAAAGAAUUUUGGAACAUUCUGGAAAAAUCAACAAGUCUAACCAUCCUGCGCUUGGAUCACCCAAAAAGAGUAAAGGAAAUAAAACACAAACAUCAGUUUCCCUCAAAGCAAGUACUGAAAAAGCUGUAGAUUCAGCAGUCAAAACACCUAGGAAGUAUCGGCCAGGAACAAAAGCGCUGAAUGAAAUAAGGAAAUAUCAAAAAGGAACCGAUUUCCUGGUGCAAAAAGCCCCAUUCCAACGCUUAGUUCGUGAAGUCACCGAUUCUCUUACAGAUUCAACUUCAAGGUUUACUGCUGAUGCACUUGAAUGCCUACAGACUGCUUCUGAAGCUUUUAUAAUCCAAGUGUUUGAGGACUCGGUAUUAGCCAUGAUUCACGCCAAGAGAGUUACGCUUAUGGUUCGGGAUAUCCAAUUCAUUAGACGAUUACGAGGCAUAUAAUGAGAUUUCUCAUUGCCAUCAUCGAGCAUUCGUUUAUCGCCAGUUUGCUAAAUUCAACCAAGCCAUUGUAUAAUCACGUUUCAAUCAUCAUCGUAUGUAUUUGAACUUACUUGCUCUUUUUCUCGAAAUAACCAAUAUACAAAAUCGUCAAAUUUAA